AUGUCAUCGGUAUCCAUGAAUAGAUAUUGGAUCCCCCAUCUCGACAUCAACAAAAAGGUCAUCACGCAGGAACUUCAGUGUUACCUUGGCCCAGAGGCCACAGUGAGGCCGUAUACUCGACAAGGCGAGGAUGGGUUUCUGAUCACUACACCGGGGGCGUGCUUGACGGAUGAGCAAAUCGAUGACAUUUGUCUCAAGUCGAAGGAAAUGUGGGAAAGGCAAGCUGCAGCAAAAACCCAACAGAAUCUCGAGAAACCGCUCAAACGCCCACUGCACCAGCCGAUUCUCAUUUCGAAAGGAUCGGGAGCGGGAGCGGGAUCGGGGUUAGGGGAGGCGUCAAAACGUCGCAACAACCGACGAGGUGCUGUUUCGAAGCGAGCACAUGGAUUCGACGAAACCGUAGGAGGCUACAGGAUUGCAUCUGGCCGCGACGGAGAAUGGCGUGGCCGAGCGGGUUCGGUGUAUCGAAAGUUGGCCGAGAAUGGAACCUGA
Messenger RNA from Xylaria bambusicola, 492 nucleotides. RefSeq lists its product as uncharacterized. NCBI's taxonomy places the organism in Eukaryota, Fungi, Ascomycota, Sordariomycetes, Xylariales, Xylariaceae. The transcript has 5 exons. The record is from RefSeq and is a predicted model, not a curated record. Bases 1 to 492 code for a protein of 163 amino acids.